Molecule: messenger RNA, 1015 nt
Organism: Triplophysa rosa
Lineage: Eukaryota; Metazoa; Chordata; Actinopteri; Cypriniformes; Nemacheilidae
Gene: tstd3
Product: thiosulfate sulfurtransferase like domain containing 3
Exons: 4
Coding region: 135-677 (180 amino acids)
Cellular component (GO): mitochondrion
Molecular function (GO): thiosulfate-cyanide sulfurtransferase activity
Source: RefSeq, a predicted model, not a curated record
AUGCGUACAGCGGUGGAUCGGCGCAACCAAGCUACGUAACUUGAUCUCAAUCGCAUUUGUAAUUUCGUUUAUAUUUACAUACAAACAAGACAAAGGGAACAUCGUAACCUUGCAACUUUUACCCUAAUCCGAGCAUGGUGUUAAAUGUCUGCGCUAGGCUGUCGAGGAGCAUUCCCCGCGUUUUAGCGAGCAGAAAUGUUAUUUCUGUCACAAGACCGCUGGCAGCGGGUUCACGCUGGACACAUUUACGAUGCUUACAGCAUACCCGUGUUAUACGUUACGAGGGUGGCUUAUUGCGACAUUUCAGCUCAUUGAGCAAGCCUUCAAUAGACGUGUCCUACGAGCAGCUGAAGAAGCUGCUGGUGGCCCGGUCCGGUGUGGUUAUAGACGUCCGUGAGCCGUGGGAACUCAGGGAGUACGGGAAUAUACCGGGAUCCAUUAACGUGCCCUUGGCACAGGUGAAUGGAUCUCUCCAGCUUAGUCCAGAGGAGUUCAAGGAGAAGUAUGGUGGAGACAUGCCAUCACCCUCCCAGAAUAUUGUUUUUACCUGCCUAGCUGGUGUAAGAAGCAAAACAGCACUGGAUGCUGCAGUGUCUUUAGGUUACACCAAUGUCCAGCAUUACCCCGGCGGAUGGAAAGACUGGGCAGAACGUGAACUAAUACAAACCAAAGAGUGACCAUUGCCAUGGUAACACUGUGAAAGCAAUGCAGUUGUAUUACAAUCUGAUUUAAGCCAUUGACACUGAAUCAGAAUGUGCCACCAAGACAGAGGAAUUUAAUGGUUUUGACCGAAUGUAAUUGUGUGGUUAAAUUUUAAGCCCGAAAAGAUGCACUGUUAUAUGAUAUGAGUAGUGUGCAUUCACAUGAAAUGGAAAUUCAGAGGUUCACGAUGUGUCUAAUUAUGACUGAUAUGCAUUGGCUAUUGGCUUAUAACUAAUAAUAUAUUUGAGCAGAAAAUCCAAAUAUUAUGUCAGAGAAUUGUUUUUAUAUUCUUGAAAAUAAAACAUUGAUGCUC